CUUCUCUUCAGAAAGAUGUAACCAGGAGGUGUUAACACUCUCACACCCUUGAAGUGUAACUGUUUUCUUUGCGUCCAGCUCGGGUGUCCUGCCACUCUUCAGGACGAGUUUUUGCGGCUGCGUAUUGCGCGACCAGGUCAAGCCAUUGGCUUUGUCUUUCAUAAAUUCUGAGUCACUUUUCCCCUUAGUCAUAAUGGAUGAAGUUUUGCAGAGAUCCUUUGUCUACGGGCUUUGUACCACUACAAUCCUAAGUCCAACUCUCCAAUACUACCUCCCGGAUCGUGGCCGCCGAUGGCUUCGCCUCUUCAAGAAGCCAGUUCUCACGGCCAUGCUUCUGUAUCUCUUCUAUGCUGCUAUUCCAACUGAUCGUCGGGACCUCUACACCAUCCUCGAUGUUGACGUCAUGGCUUCAAAGAAUGACAUUUUGCAGGCCUAUCGAACCGUCUCGAAGAAGUUCCACCCCGACAAGGUUGCGGCGGCCGAAGCAUCUGGAGGCGCAGUUCCCCAGCGUCCUUCCGGCUUUUCCAAAAUGACGAAUGAGGAGUUCUUCAUGGAAAUAAAGAAAGCCCAAGAGGUCCUGAUGAGCGACACACGCAGAUCCAAUUACGACCGUUUUGGCGACUACAAAUACGGGGAUAUCGACGAAAAGACAACGAUGAUCGUCGUUUGCCUGGCUCUGGUUUCGCACCUUUUGUGCUUCUGCGUCGGCUUCCUUGUUUCGUAUCCGAAGCACGUCACUUUUGCUCGCCAAAUCUACGUCGUGUACAGCCUCGCCAUGUUCUGCAACGAACUUCAACUGCGAUUCGUCGAAAACGGAGACUCUCUCGCUUUCCUGCCCUACGUCAGCUCUCUCGUCCCGUUCGAGAGAGUUCAUUUCUUCCGGUCUCUCUUCCCCUGCGUCCUGUGCGCGAGUCUCUGCCUGUCCAAGUGGAAUUUCUCGGACAACCCCGCGAAGCGUCUGGCCUUGCUGAAGGCUCUGCUCUCGACCAACCGAGUGCUGACGGAGAGAACACAGGAACUCAUUCGUGUGACAGCGUACUUGAAGACCAUGGGGACGCCGUCGACUGCCGCCAUCAAAACGCAACAACAACAAAUGACUCACCUCAAGUCCGCGGCACUCCGUGCAAGAUUCUCUGGCCAGGAGAUGCCAGUGGUCCCUACAGCUGAAGAGGCAGCCGAUCAAGCUGGCAAGGAGAAAGACAAAGCCAGCUCGCAACGCCCUUCGCAGAGCGAGACCAAACCAGCGAGCGCCACUCAGAAAGACAAGAAGGACGUUGCAGAGUGGGAAGACUUCACAAACACGCUGAAUGAGGAGCAGAAGGAGCUGUUCAAGCGCAUGGUGGCAGACCAGUAUCGCAAGACCGAAGCGGAGGAACAAGCUCGCGAGUCCAGCCGGCGGCGUUUCGAUAUCAACUGGGGUCAGGUGUUGAUGUGGGUCUGCAUUCUCUAUGUGUGGAUUUACUAUAAAUAGCUGAACACUUAUCUAAUUUCGGUGUUUGUUUGUUGACUUCGUUUUCUGUUCGGCUGUGGACGCAUGCGCCGGCUUUCUGCAUGCAAAAUGGGGAAAGAUUUGCAGUCUCUGGAGGUCUGUGUCACAAGCGAGGAAAAGACGCAACGGGAAGUCCGUUGAUCGCGCGAGUUGGGUAGCUAGAAUGAACGCCAAAGAGACCGGCUUAGUGCUUCAGGAGGAACUCGGAAUCAAUGAAUUUGUUGUUUCUGUCCGGCCCCUCACUUUUUUUUGUCUGUUUGGCCCGGUAUGCGCCGAGGGUUCUUGAGAUUCCGAGCAGCCGGUCUGUUCGUCCAGCACACAAACUCGGACAGGGAAGAAAAAGGCUCGUGAUCGGGAGCGUUUUGUCGGAGCAGGUGCCUGCGUUCAGUGGAGCCGUUCUUCCCCGGCAAUUGUCUUUAGCCUUUCAGGUUGGGGAGGGCUCUCCAAAAAUGUUUUUUCAAAAUGUGGAACCUCUGCUGUGUCAUGUUUGACAAACAGCGGAUUUGCCGUUCUGUGCACGUGCCGAAUCUUUACACUGCUGCCAGUGAAGGCGAUAACGUGUGCUCAAUCGAGAUUCCCUCUGUCAUGACUUAGGCAGGUACCCAAGAAAGCUGUCAUCAAGGAAAAUCGUCAGAUGUAGACAUGUAUUACCGCAUCAUUGGUAGCUAGUGCCCCUAUACAGAUCAUUCGCGAUCCAAAACUCUUCAACUUAAGUUGAACAGAGACCCGCUAACUUUUAGGACACUGAAUGUGAUUCGCUGGAAUGUUCACCCUUGCUGAUCGGGGAAGGGGAGAAUCGCGCCUUGGUGAGACGCGAAGGCAAUCCGGGCAAAAGCAACAGACUUGCAAUUGCGCCUCUAGAAAAUCCUCAUUCUCAAGCGGCAAGAACUCAUAUUUAAAACGAACACGACUACGAUGUGGGUAUAUAAAACGGAACAACAAACAAAAAAAUGACGCCUUCCCAGAAUAAACGCUAUUCGAGCACAGUUAACUUACAAGGGCAAGUUCCCGAGUCUCUGGGAAUUUUGUGAUUUAUCGCCAGCAAAGACGCUCGGUGUAGUGACGAAAUGGUGAUAAUGCUGCAGUGUUGAGCUCAGUUGCUCGAUAACAGCGUCUCUUCAAGAAUACACCGAUUUGCUUUUGCAGUCCGUGUUUGUGUUUAGGUCAGAAAGCUGUGGCUGAACUGUUCAAACGUCAUUGUGUGGUGAUUCUAUAGCAAACCCAUGAGAUUACAGUGUUACGGUUUUUUGGCUCGUGAGUUUCUUUUUCGCGCAAACAACAAAUUAUCGCAUGCUCAAAUUGGGUGAGGCUUUCCGGUGGGUGCGCG
Messenger RNA from Toxoplasma gondii ME49, 2816 nucleotides. RefSeq names its product DnaJ domain-containing protein. The record is from RefSeq and is a predicted model, not a curated record. The transcript is spliced from 9 exons. The coding region runs from base 194 to 1471 and encodes 425 amino acids. Lineage: Eukaryota; Apicomplexa; Conoidasida; Eucoccidiorida; Sarcocystidae.